CCAAAUGCCAUGGCUGCUCAAGCGAUUCUUCCUCGCACCUGGAUCCAGGAAGAUCGCGCAUUACAGCAGCAGAGUUCGCGAUCGUGAUCCACAGGUGGCGGCGAUCCAGGCGCUGCUCGAGAAUGUGAAGACGGCGAAUGUAGGCACCUCGCUCCAGGAUUUCCAGGGUAAUGUCACGCAAUCCACGGUCUCCGCCGUGCUGCAGCGCUUGAAGGAUCCGGGGAUCGCCUGGGAGUUCGCUCGCUGGGCUGUCUCCAAGGUAGGGCACUCCAAUUCCACCGGCAAUGCGCUGCUGGAGGUGUUCUUCGCGGCGCGCAAGCCCUGGGAGGCGCUCAAAAUCUACCGAGAGUUCCUGGCCCCGUCUUGCAGGCCCAACCAGGCGAUCUACGCCACGCUCAUCGUGGAGUUCUGCAAGAUCGGCGAGGCCGACCAGGCGCUCGAGCUCUUCCGGGAGAUGAGGCAAAACAAGGUGCCGCCGGAUCGCCGCCUCUACACCGCGAUGCUCCACGGCCUGUGCAGGCAGCGGCAGAUCGAGGAGGCCUGGAGUCUCUACCGCGAGAUGAUCGAUCGCAAACUGGUGGACACCCGCGUUUGCACUGCGCUUCUAAAUGGGCUGUGCAAAACCGGGCAGCUCGAUCGAGCGAUGCUGCUGCUGGACGAGAUGCCAUGCUCGCCGGACAUGGUGGCCUUCACGGUGGUGAUCAACGGCCUCUGCCGGGAGAAGAGGCUGGACGAGGCCUUCUCGGUGCUCGAGCGAGCUGUAAGAGCCGGGUGUGAGCCCGACUAUGUCACGUACAACGUUUUCAUCGAUGGGCUUUGCAAGGCCGAGAGGGUAGACGAUGCCUUCCAGCUCCUCAAGAAGAUGGACGAGAAGAAGUGCUUGCCAACGACGGUCACUUACACGGCGCUCGUCGACGGCCUCCUCAAGGCUGGGAGGCUUGACGAGGCGAUGGCUAUCCUCGAGCAGAUGGUCGAGAAGGGGAACUCGCCGACGCUCAAAACUUACACCGUCGUGAUCGAUGGCCUCUCGAAAGCUGGCAGGGUGGAAGAGGCCCGGAGGAUCUUCGUGGACAUGCUGGGCAAUGGCUGCCGUCCGGAUGCUUUCGUCUACACGGCUCUCAUCAGUGGUCUCGCCAAGAUCGGCAAGCUCGACGAGGCCUUGGUUUAUCUAAACCAGAUGGUUGAGAACGGCUGCGUUGCCGGUCCUGCUACUUCCACUGGCGUCAUUGACAGACUUUGCAAGUCUGGAAGGGUGGCGGAUGCUUGCGGUGUUUUGCACAAGCUGGUCGAGUAUGGAUCUUCCGUGGACGAGGUUACGUAUAAUGCGGUCAUUGCCGGGCUUUGCAAGUCGGGGAUGGUAGACAAGGGCCACUGGUACUACCGUCAGAUGUUUGCCAAAGGUAUCGUUCCCACCGUAGUGACUUACAGCAUUCUCAUUGACGGGUUUUGCAAGGCGGACAGGAUCAUCGAGGCUCGGCAUUUGUUUGACAUGAUGGUUCAACAAGGACACGUUCCCGACGAUCUCGCCUACGGUGCUCUUAUAGAAGGCCUGUGCAAAUCUGGGAAGCCGGAGGAGGCCUACGCUUUGUAUAAGGAAGCCAAUGCUCGGAAGCACCACGCCACGGCUGUUCCAGACGUGGUGACUUACACAAGCCUCAUCGAUGGUCUCUGCAAGGCAGGCAGGAUACUCGAGGCUAGACAGGUUUUCGACGACGUGAAAGACGCAGAGGACUUGGUCGCUUACAACUGCUUGCUCGAUGGGAUCUUCAAAGGCGGAGAACCGGACGAGGCUUGCCAGUUCUUCGAAGAGAUGCUAGAGGCAGGGAUGGAAGCUGAUUGUUUUACUUACAACAUCGUCGUGGACGGGCUGUGCAAGGCCGGGAGGCUGGAAGAAGCUGUGAAGUUCUUUCAAGCUAUGGAUGACCGGGGUGUGGCUCGGGACGUGUGCUCUUACAACGCUCUCAUCGACGGGUACUGCAAGGGUCACAACUUGGCGGCAGCGUUUGAGCUCCUCAAGAGCAUGGUGGACGCUGGCAUUUCUCCCAACAUCAUCACUUACAACACACUGAUUGGAAGUCUCUUCAGGGCCAAGAGGGUGACCGAGGCAUUUGGGCUGUUCGAGGAGAUGUCGUGCAGAGGGAUAGCGCCCGACGCAUUCACGUAUCAGGCUUUGAAUCACUCCUUGCCAAAGCACAAGCGCGCCUUGGGGGUUUAUGGUUUAGGGGUUUCCGAAGAGGGUCAUGGCAUGAGCUUUGCGCUAUGGUCAAGAGCAAGGAUCAUCAGGUUCCCGAACUUUCUCUUUCAGGCUAGGCGGUGGCCUUACUCCAUUUCGGCUGCCAGUGAAGUGUAUCAUCAGUGUAACACGGAAAGAAGUCAUGGAGGCGAACCCAUUGCAGAGAAGUCUCAGGUGGUUUGUGAGGAGAAUGGACAGGAGCUUACAGACAGAGACAGUGCUAGAAGAGGCAGCGGAGAAGACAGGAAACGAAGCAGCAAGCAGAAGUUUGGUUACAAAGAAAGCAUUGAUGCUCUCCUCAAAACUUUACUUGAUCUCGAGGCUCAAGGUCGGUUUUUGGAGGUUGGAGGUGCACUGAGUGACUACAGAGGUGAACUCACAUCCCGGAUCGUGGCCCAAGUUUUGAAGCGGCUGAGAGACUACCGAGUAGCCUGGAUGUUUUUCAAAUGGGCCGGUGAGCGGAGCAAGAGCUGCCACUCAAGGUUUUCGUCUGCUGGGCUUCUCCACAUUUUUGUCAAGGCUGGAAAGCACCGCGAGGCGUACAGGCUGCUCAAAGAGGUGUUAGUAACCAUCUGCGAACCGGAUGUAGUGAUGUACAGAACCGUGCUUGCCGGAUGCUGCGUCGCAGGGGAAGUCAAGGUGGCUCGCGAGAUUGUCGAAGAUAUGAAGGCCAGAGGUGUGGAACCCGACGUAGUGAUCCACAACCUUGUCAUCCGGCAACUCUGCGCUUCCGGAAAUCUCGAAGACGCGUUAGCUUAUUUCGACGAACUGGACGACUCGCUGGAUCUCACUCACUUUACCUUCAAUCCGCUGGUUGCCGCUCUUUGCAAAGCAGAGAGGACGGAAGAAGCCAUCGCUUUCGUCAAGAAGAUGUCCGAGAGACGCUGUUUCCCAACUUUGUUCACGUAUACUUCGCUCGUGGACGGGUUUCUCAAGCUAGGCAGGCUGGACGAAGCGCUCUUGCAGCUCAAGGAAGCUGUGGAGAGGGGCUUCAUCCCCGAUGCUGUCACGUACACCUCGAUCAUCGACGGGCUUUGCAAGCUGGGGAGAGUCGAGGAAGGCUGCGAAAGGUUUCACGAGAUGAGAAACCGGGGCUACGAGCCCGACGCCGUCACGUAUGCUGCUCUCAUAGACGGGUUCAUGAAGGCAAAGAUGAUCCCGAAGGCCCAUCGAGUAUACAGGCAAAUGCUGCAGAGUGGCACCGUCGUGAGUACCGUGACGUACAACAUCAUUCUCGACGGCCUUUGCAAAGCCGGGAGAGUGGCCGAGGCGUACGCGACGUUCCUAGCGAUGGAAGAGAGGGGCUGCGUUGCGACGGUGGUGACUUACAGCGCUCUCAUGGACGGCUUCUGCAGCGAAGGUAACGUGUCCGCCGCCGUGGAGCUCUUCCGCCGGAUGCUGGACCGAGGCUGCGAGCCAAACCUCGUCUCGUACAACAUCAUCAUCCGCGGCCUCUGCCGAGCAGGAAAGCUGGCAAAAGCGUAUUUUUACUUCGAGAAGCUGCUCCAGAGGAGGCUCUGCCCCGACGUCUACACCUUCAACUCUUUCCUCCAUGGACUGUGCCAGCGCCUCGACACUGUGGGCGACGGGGUGGAGCUCUUUGAGAGCAUGGUGUCGCAGGGAACGAGUCCCAAUCUCCACUCGUACAGCAUUCUCAUGGACGGGAUCUGCAGAGCCGGAGGGCUGGAAGUCACCCUCGAGAUUUUUCAUGAGAUGGUCUCCAGAGGCGUCGCUCCGGACGUGGUGGUGUUCAACACGCUGAUCCGGUGGCUGUGCAUCGCGGGGAGAGUGGACGAGGCCUUGGAAGUUUUCCGGGAGCUGGAGAGGCGAAGCGCUCCAGAUGCUUGGAGUUACUGGAGCCUCCUCGACGCUCUGUCUAGGUGCGAGCGAAUGGAGGAAGCUCGGUUGCUCUCCUUUCACAUGAAGCUCCAAGGCUGCGCUCCUCGCCACUACGAUUUGACGCAAUCGCGAUUUUGUAGUUCUCUCUUUAAGAACUGAAGUAAAGUUGGCAUCAUCGAUGGUAAA
Messenger RNA from Selaginella moellendorffii, 4258 nucleotides. RefSeq names its product pentatricopeptide repeat-containing protein At5g65560-like. Lineage: Eukaryota; Viridiplantae; Streptophyta; Lycopodiopsida; Selaginellales; Selaginellaceae. The record is from RefSeq and is a predicted model, not a curated record. Gene Ontology annotation, molecular function: protein binding.